CAUUGUUUCAAGUUGCAGUCGCUGGCGCUGAUAACGCGCGAUAUCAUUUAACGCUUACGUUAUUGUUAAUUUGGCAUAACACCAAACGCAGACGUAGCGACACGGAGAACGUAUUGCCGCUAAAAAUAGUUGUUGCCUAAUCUGAAUCCUUGCAGGUCGGCUGUCCCCACAGUUUACAUUGCGGCCGCGCAGGCUCUGUGCCGUUUUGUUAUUUUUUCUCAUUCGGAUCCCGCAGAGCUUUCUAUUUCUGCAUUUGCGCUUUAGGUUUUAAUCCCAGUUAUCUGGGAAUAAACAUUUCGGUGCUCCGAUGUCGAUAAGAACAUUUUCAGAUGUGUAUAUCAUCAGACAAAGAAAAUGUUUUGGAUCACCAUGCGUAACGUAGUGGGCCGAUGGAAUAUGCUGUGAACGAAUUCAACAAAAUUGUGUAAUAUCUUGUGUUAACCUAUCGCGACUGUAAAGGCAAAAGUCGCACGCAAAACAACGAACGCUACACAGCAUGAUACUAAAAAAACCAAAUCAUACAAUACGAAACGUUACCUCGAUUAAAUCUUAACGGAUCCACAUUUAAGAGUGAGCCAGCAUUGUUACAAAUUUUAAGGUUAAGAUGUAAGAUUUAUUCAAGAAGUAUAUUAUCAUGUAUUUGCAGAUAUGCCAGCGCUUUAUUUGCGCUUAGAUAAUGCGAUAGUUUAUCCGGGUGAAGCUUUGACAGGCCAAGCAAUCUAUACUUUCACUCCGAAAACCCGUAUAAGAAAGAUAACAAUAUGCUUCGUCGGAAAGGAAAGAAUGGUCGUGAAAACUGGCAAAUUUAGGUGCGUCAAGGAAAACAAAUUUUUGAAAAUCAAACACUACGCGUUUGAUGGCGUGAACCAACCGAUGGAUCAAACAGAGUUCCCUUUCGAAUUUAUCGUUCCGCAAGAUCAGCCUACCACUUUUAAAAGCACCGUUGGGUUUAUUAAAUAUAAAGUUACGGCAGUAGUCGACAGGAUAUUGGCUAGAGACCACAAAGCUGAACUGGAAGUGACUGUGAUAUCGCCGCUGGAUCUCAUUAGAUCGCCACGUUCACAUCCUCCGGUGAACGGGGACAUCCAAAAUGAAAUCGGUUUGCUCAGUUGCGAAAAAGGGCCGAUUUUUUUCGAAAUGAAGCUGGUGAAGGCAAAGUAUAUUUAUAGUGAACCGAUCCGAAUCAAUCUUUACUGUAAAAAUAAGUCUGAUUCCGUUAUAUCGGAAAUGCGCACCAAGUUAAGACUGAUAAUAAAAUACUUAGUAGAGAGAGAGAGCGACAUCGUAGAAAAAAAGGAGAAACAAAGUGUGGUUUCGUGGAACCAAAAUGGUAUCGAUGCUCACGGCCAUCAACGUUUAGCGUUGCUUUUAAAAUUUCCAGACAAUUUCGCGAUAAACAACUUUGAUCAGUGCUCAUCGUUCAGUCAGCUAUUUAAAAUAGAUGCAUUGGCGAUAAUGCAUGGAUCAAGACUCGACUUGAAAUUGCGUGCUAAAUGUCAUUUGGGGAAUAUAUCUUACACGCACGAUUCGUGUCAAGGCCCGACCGUGUGCGUGCGGUCCGACAAUUCUUUAAUGGCCGGCCCUUCUUUCAAAGUAUCUCACUAUGGAGCGUCCACUAGAACGGAACCGUACCAUGAAACUCGACCUUCUGCGCCUCCGUUUGCCGAAGUAAAUCAUCCGCCACUAAGUAUGGGUCCUCCACCAUACGAAGAAGCCAUAAAACACAUCAACCGCUUAAACUUAACGUAAGUUUUAUCGAAGGAAUAGGCGUUACAUUACUUUGAACUUUUUUUAAUUAGAUCGGUUUUUGUAUAUUUUUUUUAUAAAUAAAAAG
Molecule: messenger RNA, 1834 nt
Organism: Cylas formicarius (sweet potato weevil)
Lineage: Eukaryota; Metazoa; Arthropoda; Insecta; Coleoptera; Brentidae
Product: arrestin domain-containing protein 1-like
Exons: 8
Coding region: 649-1749 (366 amino acids)
Biological process (GO): protein transport
Cellular component (GO): cytoplasm
Source: RefSeq, a predicted model, not a curated record